CUACAACUGAGAUAAUAGUGCCUCACCUCAAAUAUAUCCCAAGCUACAGUUGGUUUGCAUUGAAAGGGCCUUAUAACCAUUUACUCAAUUGCUAAACAGAUCAAGGGAGUUGUUUUCCUUGCAGCAGAUGUAGAUUGACAGGUCAAGGUUCAAGAGUUUAACCGUGUAAACGGUUUAUAUAAAUAGGAGCUAUGCCAGUGACAGAUGUGUGGAUCUCACAGGUUGAGGUGGACGUUGUGCCAUUGAGUCUAGUUUGAGUUCUAGAAAAUACCGAGGGUUUCACACAUUGAAACAUGGAUUAUGAAUGUGAUUGUUCAGACCACAGUUCCAGACAGUCAAAAGCCAUCCUCUUCAACAUUCUCAGCCGAGGCGAGCCUGCUCAAAACGAGCCGAACUACAACCGGGUUCCUCACACGUGCAACUGCGAUAAACGCAGGAAAGUUUGUCUGAAGACCCCCAACGAGACGUGUCAGGAGGCUUCGGGUGUUCUCAUCAAGACAAUGCACUUCAUGAGGAGUUUGCCGGCGUUCCAGCAACUCCCGCCCAAAGACCAGCUGUCCCUGCUGCAGAACUGCUGGGCGCCACUUUUCAUUCUGGGUCUGGCCCAGGACAGAGUCCACAUUGAGAUCGAAGACACUCCGGCGCCCAGCAUGCUGAAAAGAAUUCUUCUCAAUGUCCAAGACAUGUCAAACUCAGAGCGAGAGCAACCCACGCUCGCUGGAGUCCAAACCCUGAAAUCGUGCCUCAAGAAGUUCUGGAGUUUGGAUUUAAGCCCCAAGGAGUACGCUUAUCUGAAAGGCACCAUCAUAUUCAAUCCUGAUGUGCCAGGCCUGAAGGCAGCUUUGUUCGUUGAAGGUCUGCAAUAUGAAGCUCAACAUGCCCUGAAGGAGGUUCUGGUUCCGCUUCCUCCAGAGGACAAAGGGCGAUUUGCAUGUAUCCUUCUCACCGCGUCCACUUUAAAGACCAUCACUCCUAGCCUCAUCACAGAACUGUUCUUUCGGCCGGUCAUUGGUCAAGCGGAUCUUCUGGACUUGUUGGUUGACAUGCUUUUCACCAGGUAGUGAACCAGGAACUCAUGGACCGCUUGACUUUGGACUUUCGAUUAAAUAUUCUUUUCUCCAGUGUUCAUAGAAAAACAGGGUUAUGCCUGAAAUAUUUGAAUAGUUACAGACUUUAUUGUUUACACACCUAAAUGAAUUUACUGCACCUUUGUAACAUGCUAUUUAGGUCUAUUUGUGCCUUUUAGUACAGUUGCUUUUAGUACGGGAAUUGAUUGUAAAAAUGUAUUUCUUGAUGUUAGAAAAAGAACUCUCUUGAAAACAUCUCCACACCUAAGGAGGGGGUUCAUGUAUCGUCUCUGUGAGAAAACUGUUUGAGUAAUCCACAUUUGAGGACAAAAUUAUGAAUGUUCAAACAGUUGGAAAUAAAUGUACUUUUACACAUUUUGGCAUUGCUAAUCAACAACACCUUUGUCUCUCCCUAUUGUUUGUCAUGUAUUUAUAAAAGAGAUAAAUGAAUAUAUCUACCUAUUGAUUUAUUCAGUCAAUCUUUAGAUAAUUAAGUUCCCAACAAUAAAAUAUUGUUUAUCAGAGGGAGUUACUAUGUUGUUUUGGGUUUAUGAGAAACCUUACAACUCUAUAACUCACAGUUUACAGCAGACUCAAUUUAAAAAUGUACAGUGCUCCCAAAAAGUAUUUGGAAACUUAAAGGAAUUUUCCAGGUUCAGGGGGCCUGGGUAACUCAGCGAGUACUGACGCUGACUGCCACACCUGGAGUCGUGAGUUCGAAUCCAGGGCGUGCUGAGUGACUCCAGUCAGGUCUCCUAAGCAACCAAAUUGGCCCGGUUGCUAGGGAGGGUAGAGUCACAUGGGGUAACCUCCUCGUGGUCGCUAUAAUGUGGUUUGUUCUCGGUGGGGCGCAUGGUGAAUUGAGCGUGGUUGCUGCGGUGGAUGGCGUGAAGCCUCCACAUGCGCUAUGUCUCCGUGGCAACACGCCCAACAAGCCAUGUGAUAAGAUGCGCGGGUUGACUGUCUCAGACGCGGAGGCAACUGGGAUUCGUCCUCCACCACCCGGACUGAAGCGAAUCACUAUGCGACCACGAGGACUUAGAGCGCAUUGGGAAUUGGGCAUUCCAAAUUGGGAGAAAAAGGGGAAAAAUCCCCCCCCAAAAAAGCACAAAUCUGUGUUCCAGUGAGACACUUACAAUGGAAGUC
Messenger RNA from Myxocyprinus asiaticus (Chinese sucker), 2213 nucleotides. Its product is annotated as nuclear receptor subfamily 0 group B member 2-like. The record is from RefSeq and is a predicted model, not a curated record. Gene Ontology annotation, biological process: negative regulation of transcription by RNA polymerase II; circadian rhythm. NCBI's taxonomy places the organism in Eukaryota, Metazoa, Chordata, Actinopteri, Cypriniformes, Catostomidae. The transcript is spliced from 2 exons. The coding region runs from base 294 to 1061 and encodes 255 amino acids. Gene Ontology annotation, molecular function: transcription corepressor activity; transcription factor binding. Gene Ontology annotation, cellular component: cytoplasm; nucleus.